AUGUCCGAUUUCGAUGCUCUCCUUGCCGACUAUACUGAGAAAGGAAACGCAAAGGUACAUGGAGUUAUAUGUAAAUGCGUGGACAGAAAUGGAAAUGAAUUGUACAGCAAAAUUGCGGGCUAUGACUCACUCUCGCCCGACGCCCCACCUCUCCGCGAAGAUGCUGUUCUCAAACUCGGGAGCGCCACGAAGCUCAUUACCAGUAUUGCAUUGCUACAAUGUGUGGAUGAGGGACUCAUACGUCUUGACGAACCACUCACCAAAAUACUUCCAGAGUUCGACGGCAAGGAAAUCUUGACAGAAGUAUCUGGGUCAGACUUCACUUUUGAGCGGAGCAAAAACGCAAUCACCGCCCGACACCUUCUUACCCAUACUUCGGGAUUAGGCUAUCGAUUUACACACCGGCUACUGAGACUUAGGGCAGAAUCUCGAAACCAGGAAAAACCUUCUUACCAAGUCACGGAAAGAUACAUGAUGCCGCUGGUCUUUGAGCCGGGCACUGGUUGGUUGUACGGAUGCAGCCUGGAUUGGGCAGGUGUCGCUGUCAGCCGCCUGCAUCAUGGAAUGUCAUUGGAAGACUACAUGGUUGAGAAUAUAUGGAAGAAGCUGGGGCUUUCUAGUCCGUUUCCCAGGUUCAACAUCUCAAGGCAUCCCGAGUACAAUGCAAGGGUGAUGCAGGGCGCUAUACGAACAAACGAUGGACGACUAGAGCCUUGCGACCGUUGGGCGUUUGACAACCCCGAGGAUCAGGAAGGUGGCAGUGGCUUGUCUUCAACGGCGAAAGACUACGUUGCCGUACUUGCAGACUUGAUCUCGGAUUCGCCAAAACUCUUGAAGCCGGCGACCAUCUCUGAGAUGUUUACUCCACAGCUUGUUCCAAAAUCACCAAGCAUUCAAAUGCUCUUGGGAUUGCGGGCUGCAUGGGAUACCGUUGCUGGACCUGUUUCGGAGGAUGAUAUAAACCACGGGUUGGGCGGUCUGCUGUGCGUAGGUCCAGUGCCCGAGAUAAGCCAACCAGGAAACAUGCUUGCAUGGGGUGGAGCUUCAAAUAUCGUGUGGUGGGUUAACAGGGAGUUGGGAGUUGCAGGUUUCUUUGCAACUCAGCAAUCUCCUUUCGGAAACCCUACGGUUACGAAGCUUGUAAACGCUUGGAAGAAAGACUUCUGGUCUCAAUUCAAUAGAAUUGACCACACCUAG
Molecule: messenger RNA, 1197 nt
Organism: Coniosporium apollinis CBS 100218
Lineage: Eukaryota; Fungi; Ascomycota; Dothideomycetes
Product: beta-lactamase
Exons: 2
Coding region: 1-1197 (398 amino acids)
Source: RefSeq, a predicted model, not a curated record